AUGUUUGUUUUAAUUAAAUUGCAGCGAAAGGGACGCUAUUGCCAACUUGUCAUGGGCCCCGCGGGGAGCGGUAAGUCUACGUAUUGCCAGACGAUAAUGCAACACUGCGAGGCGGCCAAGCGGAGGGUCCACCUAGUUAACCUUGAUCCGGCGGCAGAGCGGUUCGAGUACCCACCGUCGGUCGAUAUUCGCGAUCUCAUCACAUUAGAAGACGUCAUGGAGGAGUUGGGCUACGGGCCGAACGGCGGGCUGAUCUACUGCUUUGAGUUUUUGAUGGAGAACCUCGACUGGCUUGAGGAACAGCUGGGUGACUAUGAGGAUGACUACCUGAUUCUAGACUGCCCCGGCCAGAUUGAGCUGUACACGCACAUCCCGAUCAUGCGGCAGAUGACGCAGCUGCUGCAGCGGUGGAACUUUCAGGUGGUAGGUGUAUACUGCCUGGAGAGCCAGUUUAUCGAGGACACGUCCAAGUACUUUGCAGGAGUGAUGAGCGCCACGUCAGCGAUGAGCAUGCUUGAGAUCCCGCACAUCAAUGUGAUGACAAAGAUGGAUCUGCUGUCGGAGGAGGUCAAGGAGAACAUGGACCAGUACUUUGAUCCCGACCCGUUGCUGCUUGCGAAUGACGCCAACAAAUCGACCAGCAACAAAUUCAGGGAACUGAACCAGGCGAUCGCAAACCUCAUUGAUGAGUUUAGCAUGGUCAGCUUUCUGCCCCUCAACAUCCGGGACGAGGACUCAGUGGCGUACAUUCUCUCGCAUGCGGACAAUGCCAUCCAGUGGGGCGAGGACCAGGAACCCAAGGAGCCGAAUGACAUUGACGAGGAGCAGGACAACGAGUAG
Molecule: messenger RNA, 840 nt
Organism: Kickxella alabastrina
Lineage: Eukaryota; Fungi; Kickxellomycota; Kickxellomycetes; Kickxellales; Kickxellaceae
Product: GPN-loop GTPase
Exons: 3
Coding region: 1-840 (279 amino acids)
Molecular function (GO): GTPase activity
Source: RefSeq, a predicted model, not a curated record